This is a messenger RNA of Ylistrum balloti, 2293 nucleotides long. Its product is annotated as charged multivesicular body protein 1B2-like. The transcript is spliced from 7 exons. Gene Ontology annotation, biological process: protein transport; late endosome to vacuole transport; endosome transport via multivesicular body sorting pathway. Lineage: Eukaryota; Metazoa; Mollusca; Bivalvia; Pectinida; Pectinidae. Gene Ontology annotation, cellular component: multivesicular body; ESCRT III complex. The coding region runs from base 96 to 695 and encodes 199 amino acids. The record is from RefSeq and is a predicted model, not a curated record.
ACAAGGGAAGUAGUCAUUUCUCAAUCACAACUCUUGCAGACAGAUCUUAAACACAAACACAGGGAAACUUAAUCUGAGGAAAACAGAAACGAAAGAUGUCGAUGGACAAACAUCUCUUUAAUCUCAAAUUUGCUGCAAAGGACUUGGAACGCAAUGCAAAACGAAGUGAAAAGUCAGAAAAAGAAGAAAAAACCAAAUUAAAAAAGGCUAUCCAGAAAGGUAACCUGGAGGGAGCCAGAAUACAUGCAGAGAAUUCAAUCCGCCAGAAAAACCAGGCCCUUAAUUACAGACGUAUGAGUGCAAGGAUCGAUGCUGUAGCAGCUCGAGUUCAAACUGCUGUCACCAUGAAACAGGUCACAGGUUCCAUGGCAGGUGUGGUCAAGUCAAUGGAAUCAGCAAUGAAGAGUAUGAAUCUGGAGAAGAUCUCCCAGUUGAUGGAUAGAUUUGAACAGCAGUUUGAGAAUCUAGAUGUGCAGUCACAGGUAAUGGAGGAUACAAUGAAUGCUUCGUCCACCCUCAACACACCACAGACACAGGUGGAAGGCCUUAUGCAGGAAGUUGCUGAUGAGGCUGGAUUGGAAUUAAACAUGGAUCUACCAUCAGCACAGUCCACUUUACCAUCAGGGGUCGCAUCAUCAACUGCUAGUAGUGAACAGGAUGAGUUAACGCAGAGACUUGCAAAGUUACGGAAUUGAUCAAUCAUCUAGCUCAUUGUGAUGCAGAAACUUCACUUCUUUAACGUAUGCCUUGGAAUAGAAAAAAGUUUAAACUGUAAGAGAAUAACUUCACCUUGAUCAGAUGAGAAAGAUGAUUGCUACCCUACUGUUGCUGUGAAACAUUAAAACAUUUUGUACCAUGUAGAAAAGGCAGGACAUAAUUGUCUAAACUCUAGUACAGAUGUAUAAACAGAAGGGAUUGUGAUGCUCAGAGUUGAGAGGAAGUAGUUGAGACAACUCUGAUAGGAACUUUUACUAUAAACUAGCACUCAGCUUUUAAUUAAACCUUUCGCUUUGUGUUAAUCAUGUUAUAAGGAUAUUGUACUGGACAGGUAUAAACAUUUGUGAUAGCUAUUAAGACAUGUAACCAUAACAUAAGUCAUGUAAACAUAGUUCAUGAUUGUUAGUAAAUAAGGAAAGAGUGGUGUUAUGCCACAGAUCUGUGGUGACUUCAGUUAGAGUUAGGUGUUGUGUGAAGGAUAAACCCACCUUUGUUUAUGGCUAUAGAAAGAGAGACAUUUUACUUUUCCAUAUUUCAUUAAAAUCUGCAAUAGGAAUAAGACAAUUGUUAAAUAUCACCACUGUUGUUCAUUGAUGUUCUUCACACACUUAGAAUCUAACAAUGUACAAUGGUCAAAGGGAGGUAAUCAUGUGGUGACGUUACAAGGCCUCUGAUACUGAUAUUUCUGUUAUCUUUUAUCGAUAUUUAUAUACAUAUACACAUUGAUAUGAAUUAACAUAUUCUACUGUGACAUUAUUAGUCAUUGAGUGUAUUUUGCAGUCACAUUUCUAUCUUGGUAUAAAUUUUAAAUAAUUAUAGGAAUUUGAAUAAUCAAAUUUUAAUUACAAUUACAUUUAAGUGCAGUAGGUUCUAUCUAAUUAUAAUGUGACACAUAUUCUAUACACUGAAGAACAAAUAAAAUAUCCAUGUUAUCAAGGCUUUUGUUUGACUUUUAACAAUUUCAGAAGUUGAAUAACAUCUCGCCAUAAAGACACCUGCCAAAUAAAUUAAUCGUCUGUUGAAAGUCCUUACAUUUAUUUCAUGUAUGAAACUUAUAGAUUGAUUUGUGUAAAUAGUAUGUAUUGAUCAAAAAUAGAACCAAUGUACUAAAUGAUGAAUUGAUGAUCCUCAAUAAGAAAUGACAUAUUAUUAAGCCACUAAAGUUUCUAAUUUUAUUACAAGCUUCCUUUGAAUGUGACAUGAAAAAAGAGUCAGGAAUGUAAUGAUUAAUGAGGUGGUGAUUUGACAAUAGUAUGCUUUUUAGAUGUGUGAAAAGGAUGACACUAAAUGUCACGCAAUUCUCCUUAUUUUAUUACUUAGCUUGAAGAAAAUAUGGAAAUCAAAAGUACAAGAAUUCCCAAGUUGUUUUCAUAAAUACUGAUGAAGUUUGACAAAUUGAAGGGAGACAACUUUCAGGAUAUUGUAGUUUUGCAAGUAGGACUAGAAAAUAAUCAUUUCUUUCAACUUGUUUAAUGUUAUAAGUGUUUUAUGAUCAUACAUACAAUUGUGUAUGUAGGGAAUUAUGUAUUAUAAAUUAUUGAAUUGAAAUUGUUGAAUAAACCUUCAUACUAAGUUA